UAUAACGGACAAUGACUACAUCAUCACUAUUCGCUUUUUAUCACGUUACUACUACUGAAGAUUGGAUCUGCGAUAAUAUAAUAAAAUAUUAUGAUGCAAAAACGGGGCAAAAAAGAAAGGAAGAAAUUGCUGGAUCGUGUAAGAAAAGAAAAGAACUUGAAAUAGUGGCAAGUCCCGUUUCUGAGUAUGAUAUUACGUGCGAGAAAAAAGCUCAAGAAAUCCUGGACGAUUGGAAAGUAUUGUUUUAUUAGUUGGAUAGGGAUUUGAUAAGUUAAGAGCUUAGUCCAACAGUGACGAACUGCUAGUUCGACGCUUAGCGCGAGCUGGGACUGCUAGUCUCCAGUGAUGAACUGCUAGUUCGACGCUUUAGUGCAAGCUGGGACUGCUAGUCUGAAGGAAUGAGCUUUUCAACAGUGAUGAACUGCUAGUUCGAC
Rhizophagus irregularis DAOM 181602=DAOM 197198 is the source of this 434-nucleotide messenger RNA. RefSeq lists its product as uncharacterized. The record is from RefSeq and is a predicted model, not a curated record. Lineage: Eukaryota; Fungi; Glomeromycota; Glomeromycetes; Glomerales; Glomeraceae.